Molecule: messenger RNA, 1839 nt
Organism: Malania oleifera
Lineage: Eukaryota; Viridiplantae; Streptophyta; Magnoliopsida; Santalales; Ximeniaceae
Exons: 12
Coding region: 519-1385 (288 amino acids)
Molecular function (GO): RNA-DNA hybrid ribonuclease activity; nucleic acid binding
Source: RefSeq, a predicted model, not a curated record
CUGACAAAUAAGCGAAAGCUGCGAAACGUCUCAACGUCUACUGUCAAAUACUCAGCACCCUUUCUUCCUUUUUGGGUUUCGGCAUCCUCCUUUACUUUCCAGCCUACACCCCCUUCCAUUUUUCUUAAUCCUCCAAACAUCUGUGCUAGAGAUCGUUACUUGCCUCUCACUCUCUCUCUCUCUAGCUUACUCUGUGGUGCUCGGUGAUUGAUUGUGCAGGGUUUUGCUCAAUCGUGCUCCGUUUGGAUGUCUAGAAAUCUCUGGUACAUAGACCGAAGGGAAGGUUGUGGUCUGUAAUUUCAUUUUCUUGGCAGCCAAGCAGCGUUUUUCUGAGUUCUGGUAUUUGUUGAUAUUAAACUUGUAUUUGGGAGAUUAGAAUUGGGACCAUGGAUUUGGGUUUGUGUGGAUUUGGACAAAAUGCAGUGCGAAAUUGUAUCUAAUCAUCACAAGUCCAAAUUCAAGCGCAAAAUUUUAAAGAGAACGUUUUCUUCGGUGGCUGAAGUUGGUGUUGGGCCGCAAUGAAUGAAGAGAAGGAUGCUUUUUACGUUGUGUGGAAGGGGGAUAUUAUUGCUGUCUACAACAGUUUAAGCGAUUGCCUGGCUCAAGCUGGAUCUUCUGUACGCGAUUCAUCUUUAGCUGUAUAUAAAGGGUAUCGUUUGCCUAGAGAAUCUGAGGAAUACCUUGUCUCACAUGGGCUCAAGAAUGCUACUUAUUCUAUUAGCGUCAACAAUGUUAAAGAUAAUCUUUUUGGGGCACUUGUUCCUUGCCCUUUUCAGCAACUGGAUUCUUCACAGGGAAAAGUGCCUGUGCCUAACCAAGAUCCUCCUCGGAAGAGAUUGCGGGUGUUUGGGUCAGGAAAAGUUGAUUUGGUUGGGUCAUCUUCAACAAGCACUCCAGUAAACCAUGUGAAAUUAGGGACUUGCAUCGACACUCAAGCACCUCCUUCUAAUGGUUCCACCUGUAUUGUCGAGUUUGAUGGUGCUUCAAAAGGCAAUCCUGGCCCUGCUGGUGCAGGAGCUGUGCUGCGUGCUGGGGAUGGAAGUCUGGUAUAUCGGUUGCGUGAAGGUGUGGGCAUUGCAACUAAUAAUGUUGCUGAAUAUAGAGGCCUGCUUUUAGGGUUAAAGUGUGCUCUUAAGAAAGGAUUUCAACACAUUAACGUUCGUGGGGACUCCAACCUUGUCUGCAUGCAGGUUCAGGGAAUAUGGAAAACUAAGAAACAGAACAUGGCCAACUUGUGUAAGGAAGUGAAGGAGGUCAAGGAUAAAUUUUUAUCAUUCCAAAUCAGUCACAUUCUUAGGGAAUAUAAUUCUGAAGCGGAUGCUCAAGCAAAUCUAGCCAUAAACCUUAGGGAUGGUGAAAUUCAAGAGGAUUUUCACUUGAAGUAGCCCAAAUGCAUAAAAGGGUCAGCCAUUGACUUAUGAUGGUUCUUGACAGAACUUGGGUGCCAGCCAUAUGUAGCAUUGCUGUUAUUGGUUCCAAAAUCCUUCUGUCCUUUGGGAAGUGGAGUAUAUGGAACAUGUUAAGGUGAGAUUAAGAAGCGUUCAAGGGAAUACGCUUUUGUUCAAGGACGAUAUAAAGUAUGAUGCAUUCACAUCUUCAAGCUUCCUGUUUUGCGGUUGGCAUUGCUGGCUUGAGGAAUAUUCGCGGUCAAGAAUCGUCAACAUUUAGUUUAAGGGGGUGAGAAUGUUUUUAACUUGCUGAAGAAAAUGUGUAGGUCUGUAGAACUUAUUUUAUCAGUACUCUGGAAUUCAAUAUUAUGUUUACUGUGUCUUCCAAUGAAUCCAUGUUAUGACUAGCAAAGUCUAGUUGUGCAAUUAAAUCCACUCCUUGGGGCUUCAA